UAUUCGCGCAGCCUCGUUGCUGACUUGAAACUUUUAUUUAGUAUUCAUCAGUCUUCAGUAUCCUACCAUUAUCCUAUGCCUAUGCAGUAUUUAUACUACUUUACAUCAGUAAGUAGUAUGUUAGAUCUUUUGUGGCUUGCUGUAUUUAUUAAAUUCAACAAUUCAGUGGUUAUUUCCUGCAAGAUGUUUUAAAAUCCGCUACCGCAACCUGAGUAUCUCUUUGCUAUCCAGUUGAGUUGAGCUCAUCGUUGCACCUGUUUAUGGAAUUCCGUGACUAAUAUUAAUCAAACGCGGCAAUGCAACUUGGAUUACUAUUUACGUUAAUCGUAAUCGAGAUGUAAUAAAUAUCAAUUGUAAUAUGGAGUUAUUUUAUGAAGCAACAAAUUGGAAAUAUAAUUUGGCUGACAUUAGUAGCAGAGAUAUAAUAAGAUUGUGACGUUGAUGAUGUCAAAGCUGCUGCAUUUAUGUCGUCUGGAGCUUAACGAUCGAUCGUCGAAGGAAAUUCAACUCUCUGGGAGACAUUCGUACUUGUCACGGGUGGAGCCUUGGCCUGUUACUUCAUUAUUACCUUCGACAUUAUUACAAUCCUCGAAAAAAAUCUAUUUUUGCUGCCAACUAUUUUAUAUACCAUAAUUAUUUCAUGUUACGGUAAUACAGAUAUAUUUUGAUAUCUUGGAGUAAUCAAUUAGUAUCAGUACCUCUUUAUAAGACCACGACACGUGAAUUAUUUAUUUUUGUGCUGGAAUUUUCUUAGCUGAAGAUAAUAUAGUUUAAAUAAUCAACCGGACAUUGUAUAAGUUUAAAUAGACAAGCCUUUAGAUAAGAAAAAAAAAAUAAGGAUACAAAUACCAAUGUGCCUCAAACGAUGAUAACAACGAGUGAGUGUACAAUAAAAAAUUUUGAGUGACUAAAAAAGAAGAUAAAUAUUAACCCUGGGUCAUCGUUCGUAAUUACCGUUGAAUAAUAAUAUCAAAUAAGAUAACGUCGAUUUAAAGAGUAGUUCUUUAACAAAAAUGAAUAUACCGUACGAAAUGAGCAAAGAAAGUUUAAUGGUUAUUAAAGAUAAUAAUAACUUAAACUCAAAAGUUUGGAUUACCAGUGAUGGUAAAACCUGUUCAACAUGUGCGCCGUGUACAUCAACGAUUCGACCGUGUACCAGUCGAACCGCAUCAUCACUUCCUGCAUCGCUGAGAGACUUGCCCAUUAAUCGGGAUGCAAGACGUUCUCGCUCCGAACCAGGGAGCCUGUCUUACUCUAAGACAGUUACUAAUCCAAUGGGCAUUUCAACAGGGAUAGUAACGACCGUGUCCUCAUCAACGACACAAGGAAGAUCAUCAACAGCACCAGCCGCUGCGACAGUACGAAUUUCAAGUCUUGACGGACUUGAUUCCUUGGGCGUUCGCUCAGAUACGACAAGUCGAUCAACUAACAAUGGACCGAGGACCAAUGACAAUGCUACUGGCUCUUCUUCAGCAUUUGCAUCUCCAGCAAAUCAACUAGUACCGGUGAAUAAUAAAUCGUGGGACAAUAAUUCUGCUGAGAAUGAGUCUGAUUACGUUGUGGACCCAGUACAGGGCAAUGCAUAUCACAAGGGACAAUUUCUUGGAAAGGGCGGUUUCGCACGAGUUUACUUGAUGACUGAUAUAGCCAAUGGGAAAAAAUAUGCCUGUAAAAUAAUUCCGAAGAACCGUAUGCAGAAAAUUCAUAUCCAAAAAAUUGCACGUGAAAUAAUGAUACACAAAGACUUGAAUCACAUAAAUGUUGUACAAAUGCAUCAUUACUUCGAGGAUAGUUUAAAUGUCUACAUGCUUUUAGAAGCGUGUCCAAGAAAGAGUUUAAUGCACGUGCUUAAAUACCGAGGUAAAGUUACUGAACCAGAAGCACGUUAUUAUAUGAAACAAAUGGUUACUGGUGUAGCCUACAUCCACUCUCAGAAAGUUGUUCAUCGUGAUCUCAAACCAGGAAAUAUGUUUUUAUCCGAUGGGAUGAUUGUUAAGAUCGGAGACUUUGGUAUGGCAACGCGACCUGAUGGUCAAAGAAGGCGUGUAACGGUAUGCGGAACACCGAAUUAUAUUGCUCCGGAAGUUCUGUACAAGCAAGCUCACAGUUACGAAGCAGAUGUGUGGGCUCUAGGAUGUAUUUUGUACGCAUUAUUGGCGGGUCAACCGCCAUUCGAUACCGCCACCCUAAAGGAAACCUACUCGAGAAUAUGUAACAAUAGCUACAAGAAACUUGAUGACUCCAUCGUGAGCUCAAGCGGCCAGGAUUUAAUUCGCUGGCUUCUUCAACCACUACCGGAACUUCGACCGUCAUUGGAACGAGUCAAAGAGCAUCCGUAUCUCACAAUGGAAUAUGUACCCGCAAAAUUAGCUCAUUCAUGCUGCUACAGAAUGCCGACAAUUCACAGCUCGUUAAUCGAUACCAAUGGAAAGUCAUCAUUACUCGCACCCUGUUCAACUUUACCCUCCGGGUCUUCACUGUCUUCCGCCUCAUCUAGAUCAUCAACCUUUCAACGCAAUCCCAUGGGCGCCGUACCACUACCAGUCCUCGCAAAUGUUCCACACAUUGAAAAUAAAUCCAAGAGUAUUGCUGCUAUCGCCACUGUCAAGCCAAUUGCCCUUCAGACCCACAAAGAAACCCAAAAAAAAUCAAAAGUCAGCCACUGGCUCGUUCGGAAAUUCCCAAAACUUACCAAGUUACGUCAUAGAAUCGGUAGCUUUCUGUAUCCAGACCGUAAAAAGUCUUCAGAGAGUGCAAUGAUGCAUCGCGCAUUGGAACAUUGUCUUGCUGAGAUACGGUACAAUAGAACAACGUGCAAUCCACUACCGGUUGAUGGAGCUAUUCCCCUAUUUAUUACAAAGUGGAUUGAUUACUCUAAUAAAUAUGGAUUAUGCUUUCAAUUGUCUGACCGCUCAGUAGGUGUUUUAUUCAAUGAUAGUACCAAGAUGAGUUACACUCGUGACAGAAGACGAGUUGAAUACACGACACCGGAUGAUGAAGUAACACGUUACGCUCGUGAACGCGAUAUACCUACAUUCAUGCACGAGAAGCUUGAACUUCUUCGGCAUUUCACUGAAUACAUGGACGAUCACCUUACUAAUGGUGGUGAAAUAGGAGACAGUACCACGAAAGUAUCGCGAAGAAACUCUAGCAACGUUCCAAGGAUGCGUCGUUGGCUACGUACAGAUAAGGCUAUCGUUAUGGAGCUAACGGUUCCGCUGCUGCAAGUUAAUUUUUUAGUUGAUCAUACCAAGAUCGUCGUAUCAGAAGGUGCACGAGCUAGAGACUAUCUUGUAACGUAUAUUGACGCUGACAGACACGCGGUCUCUUAUUGGUUACGUGAUUUACGUGAUUGUGGUUGUACGAGUGAGCUUUAUGAACGUUUAAAUUAUGUUUGCAAAGCGUCACGUGAAUUUGUUCAUUUAGAACAUAAUGCUGCGUAUUCUGAGAUUUCAAGUAAUCGCGGUAUUAAUUCACGCGCUUGAGUUAUAAUACUCGGCAAUAAUUAAAUGUCUUCCGGGGCAAUAAUUCAUUAUUCAAGUAAUUAAGACAAAAAUAAAUAAGGAAAAUACAAAAAAAAAAAAAAA
Messenger RNA from Cotesia glomerata, 3587 nucleotides. RefSeq names its product serine/threonine-protein kinase PLK1-like. Gene Ontology annotation, cellular component: cytoplasm; nucleus; centrosome. The transcript has 10 exons. The record is from RefSeq and is a predicted model, not a curated record. NCBI's taxonomy places the organism in Eukaryota, Metazoa, Arthropoda, Insecta, Hymenoptera, Braconidae. Gene Ontology annotation, molecular function: protein binding; ATP binding; protein serine/threonine kinase activity. Bases 1014 to 3485 code for a protein of 823 amino acids. Gene Ontology annotation, biological process: protein phosphorylation; mitotic cell cycle; regulation of cytokinesis.